Molecule: messenger RNA, 402 nt
Organism: Protopolystoma xenopodis
Lineage: Eukaryota; Metazoa; Platyhelminthes; Monogenea; Polystomatidea; Polystomatidae
Source: the annotation of a GenBank genome assembly
AUGGAAUGCGCGAAAAAAUGCACGUGGAUAUUUUGUAAUAUUUUUUGUAUUUAUUGUUUCCUUUUUAAGGAUUCCUCCAAAGAUCCUAUUUUUUCAAAUCUUCUUUGCCUCCGCAAUGUUAUUAAUAACGUCUCAGAUGUAAGUGAACUCGAGCCUAUCGUCUUCCUAGCUCCGUUUCUCGAUGUGAUUCGUUCACCAGAAACCACAGGUCCUGUUACUGGUUUGGCACUUACUGCUGCCGAUAAGUUUCUUGCAUAUGGUCUACUGCAGGUUAAUUCUGCAGGAGCUCCAACUUAUGGUCCUGGUUCCUUGCACUCAGUUGCUAUAGCCGCAGAAGAGAUUGCAGAUGCAGUUACCCAAACAAGAUUCAUGGGGACAGAUAGAAGUUCAGAUGAAAUCUAA